UUUCUGAUCAUUGUUACUCUUAUUCUUAUCCAUAUAUCACUCUUAAGACACGAAGACUGGCCUCGGAAUUUGAGACGAUAUCAGAGAUUCAACACCAAUUGAACGAGAAAUAAAGUAGGCUGGCGCGAUGCUCCUCACUGAAUUGAUUCUUUCCAAACGCGGACCGUUGGCAAAAGUAUGGUUGUCAGCGCAUCAUGAACGGAAAUUGAGUAAACAGCAAGCUUUAGGUGUCGAUGUGGAGGAAUCUGUCGAUGCCAUCUUAACUCAAGAUCAAGGCCCGAUCACCCUUCGUAUGUCCGGUCAACUCAUGCUGGGAGUGACAAGGAUAUAUUCUCGUAAAGUUCAAUAUCUCCUCGACGACUGUAAAGAAACACGUGAACGUAUCACUCUAGCUUUCCGACCUGGUGUGGUCGAUUUAGCUCAAGACCAAAUUCGCGCUUCUGCACAAGCUAUCACUUUUUCUUCCGGUACAGAUCAUCUUGAUCUCAUCGAUUGGACAUGGGCCGCUCCGACAGAUUACGCACCUAGGGGAUCACACACCGCCCCACCUGCCAAAACACUCCGACCCGCCGGACGGGAAUUUGGAGCUUACAAUUUCGGUAGACCUCCUGCUGGGUCAAUAUAUGGUGGAUCGACAGCUUCCCGUCAGAGCAGUCAGGAUGAUACAAGUCAUUUGGAUAGUCAGGAUUUCUCAGGGAUCGAUUUGGAUCUACGAUUGGAAGAUUUCGACAGGAGCAGUGUUGAGUUUGCCAGAAGAGCCGCGACACCGCUCAGUUUGACAGGAAGGAGUGCUAGGAGUGGGAGUGCGAGAGAAAAGAGUUUUGGUGGGUUAGGUGCGAUGGAUGGGGAUGUGUCAUUUGAACCUAUGGAUCUUGGAUUGGAUUUUGAUCUUCCCUUGGAUCUACAGCCUCAAAACGUUCAGCUGGCAGAUGGAGAUGACAGGUCUAGAAGACAGUCAAGCGCCCUCUCGACUCCUCCACCAAGCUCACCUCCUCCAACGCUAUUUUUGGCCAAACCUGCCGAAGCAAAAUCCAAACGACCCAGACUCGCUCAAGCCGACGACGAUAUCGAAUUGCCCGACGCCGUCUUCGCUCCUAAUCGCGACAUCUCCGCUCUCCUCAUCCCUGAACGUUACAUCCCCUCAGACCCCCAAAUGAUCUACCUCGAAUCUAUCAUCUCUGACCCUGGAGCCCACUUUUUGCCUUCCGUCCGAGUUGGUGACGAGACGAAGAUCUACGCUGGUCCGUACGGUCUCUCAUCAGAAUUAGCCGAUUUGUUCUCCUUCCCCUCAAAUAUCCUUCGUCGUGACACCUCUGAUCAAGUGGAUGAUGUGAACGAGGAAGACCCCGAACGAACUCCCAAGCGCGCUAGAAUGGGUACAGAAGCAGAAAGUUCCGUCCCGGAUGUCGAAGUAGCUCGUAGAGCCAGUGCGGUCCCCUCAGAAUUCGGUUUCCCCACUCCAGGAGGUGACUUUGACAUGUCCUUUGGACCAAACGAACCGUUCGAGAUGGGGAUGGAUGAGGGACCUCUUUUCGAGACUCCCAAGAAAAUUCCUCAACAAUCAAGAAUACGUUCACCGUCGUUGGCACCUAGCAGGGCGGAGAGCAUUGCCAGACAAAUACAAUUCGCCGAUGAUGGGAGUCAUCCGUUAGCAAUGUUCGAUCCUAGAAUGGGAGAGGUGGAACCGGAGAGUCAGAGUUUGUUAGGUGAGACGCCGAGUAAGAGUAGUGUGGUGGAGAGUAGAGGAGCGUACUCAAAGAAUACAGGUAUGGCUAUGGGUCUCUUGAGAAGAGAAUUGGGGAGUGUCGAGGCGGAUAAGAAGGUGACUUUUGGGACAGUCGCGGACAAGGCUUCUCGUCGAGCGGCAGCAGCUUUCUUCUUCGAACUUCUCGUUCUCGGCACACGCGACUGUGUUUCGUUGGAACAAGACAAAUCGUAUCAAGAUAUCGAAAUCCGGAGCAAAGAAAAGUUAUUCGCCGAAAUGACUGCUUGACGUCUGGUAUCUUCUUCAGCCUCAUCAUUCUAUCAAUCUAUUCGGUUUCAAAACGACGUUUCAUGAUAUCAAAAUGUUUCAACAGUGGUAUAAUCCUAUCUCGAUUAGUAAUGCAUCUUGUUUUCUAUUCCC
Tremella mesenterica DSM 1558 is the source of this 2125-nucleotide messenger RNA. RefSeq lists its product as uncharacterized. Gene Ontology annotation, molecular function: protein binding; chromatin binding. Lineage: Eukaryota; Fungi; Basidiomycota; Tremellomycetes; Tremellales; Tremellaceae. Gene Ontology annotation, biological process: synaptonemal complex assembly; replication-born double-strand break repair via sister chromatid exchange; mitotic sister chromatid cohesion. The coding region runs from base 128 to 1993 and encodes 621 amino acids. The transcript has 4 exons. Gene Ontology annotation, cellular component: cohesin complex; synaptonemal complex. The record is from RefSeq and is a predicted model, not a curated record.